Tyto alba (common barn owl) is the source of this 5255-nucleotide messenger RNA. It is a transcript of the gene HUNK, whose product is annotated as hormonally up-regulated Neu-associated kinase. The transcript has 11 exons. The record is from RefSeq and is a predicted model, not a curated record. Lineage: Eukaryota; Metazoa; Chordata; Aves; Strigiformes; Tytonidae. Gene Ontology annotation, biological process: intracellular signal transduction; protein phosphorylation. Bases 502 to 2760 code for a protein of 752 amino acids. Gene Ontology annotation, molecular function: ATP binding; protein serine/threonine kinase activity. Gene Ontology annotation, cellular component: cytoplasm.
UUGAAAACACCCAGGCUGCCGGGUUGGGCUGGCAUCUGCUCCCGCUGCGUGCGAGCGGAUUAAAUUACCGCAAAUUCAAACUGAAUGAGCCCUUUCCCCCUCCCGCCCUUCCUCCCUCCCUCCUUCCCUCCCUCGGCCGGUCCCUCCCUCCCCCGGCCCCCUCCUCCCGGCUCGGCGCGGCAGCCGCACGCCUGCAGCCGGUGCGGGGCAGAGCAGCGGCGGCGGCGGGCGGGCGGGAGGAGGAAGAGGAGAAAGAAGAAGGAGCAGGAGGAGGAGGAGGAGGAGGGGGGGGGGGGGGCGCCGGAUCCAAUGAGGGGCGGCAGCCCGGGGCAUCGCGCCGCCGGCUCGCCCCAGCCCCCCGCCAGCCCCGCUCCGCCCCCCCGGCCCCUCCGCCCCAGCCCGGCCCGCGGCGUUCUCCCCCGAGCAACUUUCCUGCCCGCCCGGUGACCGCCCGGCGGGCCGGGGGCAGCGGCGGCGGCGGGGACAGCGGCGGGACCGGGCAUGCCGGCGGCGGCGGGCGACGGGCUCCUGAGCGAGCCGCCGGCGGUGGCGGGCGGCGGCGGGGAGGCGCGGAAGGCGGCGGCGGCGGCGGCGGCGGCGGCGGCGGCGGGCGCGGAGAGCAGCUUCCUGGCCGCCUGGCUGAGCGCGGCGGCGGCCGCGCCGCGGGAGCGGCUCCGCGACUUCCAGCACACCAAGCGGGUCGGCAACUACCUGAUCGGCAGGAAGCUGGGAGAGGGCUCCUUCGCCAAGGUCCGGGAGGGGCUGCACGUCCUCACCGGAGAGAAGGUGGCAGUUAAAGUAAUUGACAAGAAAAGAGCCAAAAAGGACACCUAUGUCACCAAGAAUCUGCGACGGGAAGGGCAGAUCCAGCAAAUGAUCCGCCACCCGAAUAUUGCUCAGCUGCUGGAUAUACUGGAAACUGAAAACAGCUAUUACCUUGUAAUGGAGCUGUGCCCUGGUGGCAACCUGAUGCACAAGAUUUAUGAGAAAAAAAGACUUGAGGAGCAUGAAGCGCGCAAAUAUAUCCGGCAGCUUAUUCUGGCAGUUGAACAUCUUCACCGGGCAGGAGUAGUUCACAGAGACUUGAAGAUAGAAAAUCUGUUGCUAGAUGAAGACAACAAUAUCAAGCUUAUUGACUUUGGAUUGAGCAACUGUGCAGGCAUCUUGGGUUAUUCUGAUCCAUUCAGCACCCAGUGUGGGAGCCCAGCAUAUGCAGCCCCUGAACUUCUGGCAAGGAAGAAAUAUGGGCCCAAAAUAGAUGUUUGGUCCAUUGGGGUGAACAUGUACGCAAUGUUGACUGGAACAUUACCUUUUACCGUGGAGCCAUUCAGCUUGAGAGCUUUAUAUCAGAAAAUGGUGGAUAAAGAAAUGAACCCUUUUCCCACCCAGCUCUCUACAGAGAAAUGGAUUGCAGACAAGAAGAAAAGCCAUCGUCUAUCCAUGCCUGUAGUUCGGAGGAAGGAUUUUAUGAGGUGGAGCUCGCUCGUGGCUUGGGAAAUGACCUCAUGUGAAAUGGCAUUUUCUCUGGACGGUUUUGUAAGCGCGGCCAUAAACUUUCUACGAUCUCUACUGGAGCCAGAUCCUGCAAAGAGACCAAACAUCCAGCAGGCACUUGCAAAUCGAUGGCUUAAUGAGAACUACCCUGGAAGAGCACCACCUAAUGUCACGUAUCCAAACAGGAUUCACCUCGAGGACCUCAGCCAAAGCGUGCUGCUCCACAUGACCGAGAAGCUCGGCUACAAGAACAGCGACGUCAUCAACACUGUGCUCUCAAACAGGGCAAGUCACACACUUGCCAUCUACUUUCUACUUAAUAAGAAGCUGGAGCGCUACUUGGCAAGCCUUAGGAAGUCUGAAGGCCAGGACAAUAUUUGCCACAAGAACCAACUAUACCAGAUAGAAAAAUACAAGGCAAAUAAAGACUCCUAUGAGGACAAAAAACUCAAAGAGCAAGAAAAGAAAGGGGAGAUCCUUCACCGUCAGCUCCCAAAGAAAACUGAGAAAAGUCCAGUUUCAUAUAGACAGCCUUCUUCCUGUCUUAUCUCACAGAUACAGAACACCAAGGCUCUGCUGAAGGACCGGAAAGUCACCAAGGCUGGAGGUCCAGAGAAAGACUCCAGUGGUGGGGUAAGCCCUUUCCACGAACCCCUGGCAACCAAGACAGGCUGCAUCACUUCCAGCUCCCUGGAGUACCUCGAAGUCCAGCAGCCUCCUCCCAGAACCCCUCGACUCCUCAAGAGGCAGGAGUCCCCGCAGCAGGAGCCGGCCCGCAUCGGGGGCCGGGCAAAGGACUCUCCUCUCAUCCUGAAUAUUGUGCACUCCUUCGAGUCGGUUGACAGAGAAGACCAAAUAGACCAGGUUUCCCCCUCUCAUCAGUACAGGAUUUUAGGCUCGCCAAUGAAUUUCCCUUACAAAAGCUCAAGUGAAAGGACACUGUCCCCGCUUUUUCAGCCAGGGAGUACAUCCCCCGUCCACCCCACCCAAGUCUCUUUCACAUAUGAAGAAAAAGCAUAUCCGGCAAAGGAAGAAGCAGUGUCCCCUACUCAGCUGGUUUCCAGCAACCCCUUGGGCAGCCCCAACUGUGUUAAAAGCAGAGGCAGGUUCCCCAUGAUGGGGAUCGGACAGAUGCUGCGGAAGAGGAACCAGACGAUGCAGUCGGCGAGCGACAAGCCACUGGAAGCGAGGAUGCCUCAACUGCAGCAGAUGAGCCCCACACAGAUUUCCUUCACUGCAACAGAUGCUGUCAGCGGCCAGUGUUAGUCUGACAUCCUGGGGUUUGCUCUGCUGUUCUCUGGGAUCUAACCUUUUUUACUUUUAACAAGAAGGGAAAGCCACAGACAUGAUACUGUCACUACGUAAUAUACCACAGUGGUCCAACGUAGAAAAUCAGAGGUCUGUUUGUAAGGAAGGCAUUGUCCUACAUAUUGCAGCUGAAAGAAAAGGGCUCUGCUUGUGCUGUUAAGAAAUAUUAGCAUUUGGCAUCUGACUGUACAGUAAAACAUGUCUUGAAAGAGCUACGUGAAUAUGUAUUUUCACUGCUCUCACCUAGUAUUGCAGUAUGGUUGAUUGAAAAAGCAGUGAGCAUUAAAGGUUUGAUUCAUCAAGGUAAUCUGAAUGGUGCCAUGAAUGCUGGUCCCAUCCAGGAUCUGUGGUGAGACUGUGCUCCGUCUGCCUUUGCCAUACAGUACAUGGUACUGCAACAGGCAUUGUUCAUGUGGCUAGACAGGUGGGAAAACUCAAGAUUCUGUGUCCAAAGUCAACAUGCUAACAAGCACUGCCAAGAAGAUGAAGUUGGUAGAAGCUUGAAUAAAGACACGAGUGAUCUAAACUUUCAGAAAAAAAGUGGGAGUAUUGGAAGUGAAAGCAGAUUUUACAGUUAAUUACAUAAAGUAGCUAACAAUAGAAACAUUUUUUCCUAAAGAAAAUGAUGAUUUAAUGACAUCACUCAGAAGAAACAUGAUUAUUUAAAAACAAGUUUCAUUACGUGGAAAUUCACCGCACUAGAGGCCUGUUCCUUUCACAUGAUGGGUCUGCAAGCAGAUGCUUCAGUCAUCCAAAUUGUCACACUCUGUGUUUAAACAAUCCAGUCACCUUCAUUUUCUGCAGCUGUAGUAGUUCCAUGGCGUGUCUACAUGGAGGGCUGUGUUAGCCCGUUACAUCAAGGCAGCAUUGGACACACCUGAAGGCUUUUCUGAGAGACUGCAGUGAAUUAAAAAGACUAAUAAAGGACAAGUGAACCUGUACCAAUGCCGUUUUAUACUGCGAGAUUGGUAAUGCAGUGGUUACCAAAAAUUUGGUAUAGAUAUGAGUGGUGAAGAUUAACUUUCUUAAAAGGCACCAUGUUCUGUAUAACCGGUCUUGUUUUUCUAAGUAAAUGAUACAUCUGAGAUGUUGGCAACUUUUUUUUGUUCUGUUUUUGUCUUCAAACAAUUUCCUAUAAAUUAGAAGGUUUAGCCAAAGACUACUUUUUUCUUUUGUCUGUACCAUGCUUGCAUAUGUGUUUGUGUGUAUGGAAAGUCACAACAAAGCUUGUUCCAGUCUGGUUCCCAAGCAGGCAGCCCUGGCCCAUGUCUGCCCUACUGCUGCCCUCCCAAUUAACGUCAUUUCAAAAUCCAGGCAGCAGAGGUGUUGUCUUCUUCUUGGGAUUGUUGUUAGAAGGUGGGUAUUUUGCCUCAAGACCAUCAGUGUGAAUCCAAGCCCUGUUUCCAUCAAUAUUUUUGCAAACAAUUUUGUGGCCCCAUUGGUUUGGUGUCUGUGCAAAUGCUGAGACUUACCCCUGUUUGAGAAGCUUUUCUUCCAGUUUCAUGAGAGAGAUACACAGGGACUGGGGGAGGUGGGCCAGCAGAGGCAGGGGAGGAGGUGUCCAGCAGAGCCCAUAGCUGAGUGCAUGUUCCCGAUUCUCAGCAUAGCACAGGCCUUACACCAAAAUCUACAAGAAAAAAAAUUGGAUGUUAAUCCAAAUACUGACAGAACAGAUAACUGGACUGUAUUUUGAAUGCUUGCUGGAAAAAGCAGCAGCGCGUGAAUGCCCAGAGCGCUCUUCUCAUCCUUUCAGAUGGAACCUUCACCUCAGCACCAUCAGUUCAGUACAGGGGAGGCCAUAUGUGUCUUGUACUCUUCAGUGUAGUGAGGAUACCCGCCUCUGGGGUAGUUAAGCUACCUGUAAAAUAAUAUGUUUAAAAAUCCCAAUAUGAUAAGGAAGACAGCCCUGAAAUAAUUUCACUCAUUUCCAGAUUGAAAAAUGUUUGUACAGAACACCUGUGCAUACCAGAGUUCCAUUUCAGCUCUUCUUUUAAUUUAAAACCAUUAAAGCAUUUUCUUCAUGCUAAGAACAUGUUUGCGCUGCAAAGCUAGCAAGCUGGGAUGACUGAAAUCCCAUCUUUUGUGUGUGUCAGACUUGUGUACCUGAACAGAUGGCAGAUACUGACUUGAAUUACAAACUCAGGUUUAUUUGGAACCCAAUAGAAGGUUGGGGGAGGCAGGAAAGAGACAUGUAUUUUUUUGUGAAAACCCAGUAAAUAUGUGUAAGAAUCAGAAUGAAAACAGAAAUGUUAAAUCUUUUAUUAUAUUUAUAGAGAAUAUAUGAGUACUACUCUGCUAAAACAUAACCAUGUAUCCAGCUUAGACAGUAGCUAUGUACAGUCAAACUGCAGUGACCAUAGAAGGGACUUAAUGAAAUACAGUAGUGGAUAUUCCAGGGGAAAAAAAAAAAUGUAUUGUUACCAUUAUUAAAUAUAUGUACUUUUUGAACAAGA